Messenger RNA from Strigops habroptila (Kakapo), 1943 nucleotides. RefSeq names its product cGMP-dependent protein kinase 1-like. Gene Ontology annotation, molecular function: cGMP-dependent protein kinase activity; ATP binding. NCBI's taxonomy places the organism in Eukaryota, Metazoa, Chordata, Aves, Psittaciformes, Psittacidae. The coding region runs from base 63 to 1850 and encodes 595 amino acids. Gene Ontology annotation, biological process: protein phosphorylation. The transcript has 19 exons. The record is from RefSeq and is a predicted model, not a curated record.
CUCCAGCCAUCAUCCCCGAGCCCCUCACCAGCGACAAUGCCCUCUGUGUGCCCAACAGCCCCAUGCCGCCCAGGGACUUCAGCCUGGUCGUGGCAGCGGUGGAGCGCAGCCCCUUCCUACGGCACCUGGGUGAGGGCUGUCCUGAGGUGCUGGCCCAGAGCUUUACCCCUGUCUGGCACAGCCCUGGGGACACGGUGCUGGCCGAGGGCGCCGAGGGCACCGCCAUGUACAUCGUGGCAGAAGGGCAGCUCAGUGUUAGCCAGCAUGGCUGCCCGCUCCGCACUCUGGGGCCAGGGGACGUGUUUGGGGAGCUGGCCCUUCUGUACCACUGCAGGCGCACGGCCACCGUGCAGGCGCUCAGCCCUGUGCGCCUCUGGGCCAUUGACCGGCAGCGGUACCGUGCCAUUGCCACCAGCAACGCCAAGCAGCGCCGGGCUGAGAUCCUGGGCUCUCUGCGGAUGGUACCCUGGCUGCGGGGUGUCUCCGACAGCCACCUCCGCACGCUGCUGGACGCCAUGGAGGAGUGCACCUUCACACCCGGCCACAUCAUUAUCCAUGAGGGAGACGAGGGGGAAAACUUCUACAUCAUCCUGAAGGGAGAGGUGCGGGUGAGCCGGCGUGUGGCUGGGCAAGAGAAGCUGACCCGUGUCCUGGGCCCCGGCGAGCACUUUGGGGAACUCGCCUUGCUGCAGAGCAGCCCCCGGACAGCCUCGUGCCAAGCCCAGGGACAUGUCACCUGCGUCACCCUGGCCAAGGAAGACUUCCUGGAGCUCAGCCCCCUCUGCCUCCUGCAGCUGACUGCAGCUGAGACAGAAAUGCUGGGCCUGGAGGAUCCUGGGAGGAGCUGUGGGUCCCCGAGCCUGCGGCAGUCCCCAUUGCCAGCACGGCUGGAGGACCUGGAGGCUGUGCGCUACAAGGAGGGGCCGUGGCAGGGCCAGCACGUUGUCCUGGGCACUGGCGGCUUUGGCAGGGUUGAGCUGGUGCGGUGCCAGGAGCAUCUCUUUGCACUGAAGCGGAUCCGCAAGGACUGGGUGGUGCGAACACGGCAGCAGGAGCACGUGCGCACAGAGCGGCGGGUGCUGGCCUCCUGCCGCAGCCCCUUCAUCGUCGGGUUUUUUGGCACAUUCCGGGAUGCACAGUACGUCUACCUGCUGCUGGAGUUCUGCCAGGGUGGCGAGCUGUGGACCAAGCUGCGCGAGGUGCGCUGCUUUGAGGAGCCACUAGCUGUGUUCUGCUGCGCUUGUGUGGUUGAGGGCCUCGAGUACCUGCAUGGCCAUGGCAUUGUCUACCGUGACCUGAAGCCUGAGAACCUCAUGCUGGACCAGCGUGGCUACGUGAAGCUGGUUGACUUUGGCUUUGCCAAGGAGCUGCAGCGGGGGGAAAAGAGCUUCUCCUUCUGUGGGACCCAUGAGUAUCUGGCGCCCGAGAUGCUGCGCCAGGAGGGCCACGACUUCGCCGUUGACUUCUGGAUGCUGGGUGUCCUUACCUUCGAGCUGCUGGUGGGCAGGCCCCCGUUCCACAGCGCAGACCCCCGGCAGACCUACAGCCGCAUCCUGGAUGGCAUCUUCUCCUUCCCGGCCUUCCUCAGUGAGGCUGCCUGUUCCAUCAUUGGCAAGCUUUGCAGGCGCCGCCCGGGUCAGCGCCUGGGGAACACAGCCAGUGGCAUCCGUGGCAUCAAGAAGCACAGGUGGUUCGGGGCCCUGAGGUGGCGGAAGCUCUCGCUGCGGCAGCUGGAGGCGCCCACCCUGCGGCUCAUCCGGGAAGGACCCCCCUAUGUCAACUUCAAGCGCUUCUCAGUUGACUGGACGCCAGCAGAGGAUGAAUUCUCGGGUUGGGAUGAGGAUUUCUGAUAGCAGCAAGACCCAUGGGCCCAUGGUGGGACCCCCAGUACGGGCCAAUAAACAGUGGGGGCACAGGAAGGAGCCGGAGCCAUGGCUACAAAA